Amborella trichopoda is the source of this 1048-nucleotide messenger RNA. RefSeq names its product CEN-like protein 2. The record is from RefSeq and is a predicted model, not a curated record. NCBI's taxonomy places the organism in Eukaryota, Viridiplantae, Streptophyta, Magnoliopsida, Amborellales, Amborellaceae.
UUGCCUUAUCCAAGCUCCCAAAGUCUCAGUUAUCUCUCUCUCUCUCUAAAAAAACCCCAACAGAUUGCAGAAAUAGACAUGGCUAGGCAAAUAGAGCCCCUCGUUGUCGGAAGAGUUAUAGGAGAUGUCAUAAAUUCCUUCUUUCCAAGUAUCAAGAUGAAUGUCACCUAUAACUCCAACAAGCAGGUCUGUAAUGGCCAUGAAUUCAUGCCUUCUACUGUCAUACAGAAGCCUCGUGUCGAAGUUAGUGGUGGUGAUUUGAGAACUUUCUACACAUUGGUCCUCACUGACCCAGAUGUGCCCGGCCCAAGUGAUCCAUACUUGAGGGAGCAUCUGCACUGGAUUGUCACAGAUAUUCCGGGAACCACGGAUGCUACUUUUGGCAGGGAAAUUGUGGGUUACGAAAGCCCACGGCCAAGCAUUGGGAUCCACAGGUUUGUAUUUGUUCUGUUCAAACAGAGAGGAAGACAGACUGUCGGUUCGCCAUCGUCACGAGAUCGUUUCAAUACUCGAGAGUUUGCCGAACAGAACCAACUCGGUCUGCCCGUUGCUGUUGUUUACUUCAAUGCGCAAAGAGAGACAGCAGCUAGAAGGCGCUAGUUUAUGUGCAAUAAGAGAGAGACCACUUCUAGACAGAAAAAUAACAGACUGUUUCCAUUAGUAAGGAAAUAACUGAAAUCCAUGAGUGUGAGAGUAUCAUACUAUUUCUAUGCCUUUGAGUCAGAGAUUAUCAGUGUAUCAUGGUAUCACCAGAAGUGAGAAAAAAUCAGACUGUCUUGAGUGUUAGAAAAUAGAAAGUUUCAUGCUAUUGCAAUAAGUGAGAAUGAGUAUUGCUGCCAUGAAUGUAAAGUGAUGUGGGAGUAAGUAUCAGACUGGUUCCAUGAAUGAACUGAACCUGCACACAAAGUUUACCAUAGAUUUUAGGGUUUCCACCAAGGGUGGUGGUGCAAGUGUGCUCAGUGUACUUUUAGGGUUUUUCUAGGGUGAAAUAAUGCAAUAUGCUGUUUCCUUUGAAAUUGAUGUGUUGGAAGACGUGUCAGAUUUUGGA